AUGGUCAAAGCACUCACAUGGCCCUGGCAUCCACCGGCUAUUUCGGGUGCCGGAUGUCACAGAAAUGACGCCAAGAACCCACUAGAAAUAGAAGCACUGCACCAAAUUAUACAGAAGAAGCCAGAAAGCCAGAAAGCCAGAAAUGCAGAAAUGCAGAAGUUCAAAAGUAUCCAAUUGCUCAUUGAUUAUUAUGGCCACCAAAUACACACAAUUAGAGAUCAUUCACCAUCUCAAUGCAAGCCAUUUUUGGCACCCAGUGGGCCACAAAAAGAGGGCGCCAAAAGUGGCCUCUUCCAUCAAGAGCCACGAAAAGAGGGUGCUAGAAGUGGUCUCUCCUAUGGCUUAAAUUCAGGCUCCUGCUUCAUUCUGUGUUCCAAUUCAAAUCUCUAUUGCCUCAGAAUAUUACCCCAGGAUGCAAUUGCCCAAGAUUUCCAGAGUUACAAAACCACAUCAGUCCAACAAGCAGUCAAGCUUGCAACAAAGUCAACACCGCUUAAAGAAGACCCUAGUCAAAAAGCUAUGGGAAUAUAA
This is a messenger RNA of Coccidioides immitis RS, 531 nucleotides long. RefSeq lists its product as uncharacterized. The coding region runs from base 1 to 531 and encodes 176 amino acids. The record is from RefSeq and is a predicted model, not a curated record. The transcript has a single exon. Lineage: Eukaryota; Fungi; Ascomycota; Eurotiomycetes; Onygenales; Onygenaceae.